AUGCUCCUGAAGACUGCAAUCGCAUUAUCGCUGUGCUUGGCAACGAGCGUCCGCGCAGAUCCAACAUGGCCAGCAGCGACGGACGAGAUAGAGGAAAUCAUGUACCAGCUCUAUGGCUCCGGGGCGCGCUUGUUCGCAGACACUAUCACCCCCUGCUCUAAAGAAGCCCAUGGGGUUGGCCGGAAGACUGCUUCUGAAUGGCUUCGAGUUGCAUUUCACGAUGUGGCAACAGCGAACACAUUCUUCGGUACCGGUGGCAUUGACGCCUCAAUCAUGUACGAACUGAACAACGGGGAGAACACCGGGCCGGGACACAACACAAGCCUGAUAACCUACGCGGGCUACUUCUCCCCAAGGAGCAGCAUGUCAGACCUGAUCGCGCUGGGGGCAGCGCUGUCAACACGGGUGUGCGGCGGGCCGGCCGUGCCCGUCAAGGGCGGCCGGGUGGACGCCACGUCCGCGGGCAGCAUCGGAGUGCCCCAGCCACAGAACGCGAUAUCGCUCUUCAUCAACCAGUUCUCGCGGAUGGGGUUCACGCAGGCGGAGAUGAUCGGCCUGGUCGCCUGCGGGCACACGCUCGGCGGCGUCCACACGCCCGAGUUCCCGGCCCUGGUGCCCCCGGGCACGGCGGCGAACAACGAGUCGGCGCUGGACACGACACCCGACGCCUUCGACAACAAAGUCGUGACGGAGUAUCUGGACGGGACGACCAAGAGCCCCCUGGUCGUGGGGCCGUCGGUGGCGCUGAAGCAGAAUGCCGACUUCGUCGUCUUCAACUCGGACAAGAACGUGACGAUGAACACCCUGGCGAGCCCGACGAAUUUUACUAGCACCUGUGCGAGCCUCUUGCAGCGGAUGAUCGACGUCGUCCCGUCGGGCGUGGCGCUCUCCGACCCCAUCCUGCCGUACGCUGUCAAGCCGGUCGGCCUACAGCUGGCCAUGAACAGCGGCGGCGCGACGCUGCAGCUGAGCGGGAGCAUCCGUGUACGGACGACGGGGCUGUCGCAGGCCGUCAGCGGUGUGACGUUGGCGUACAAGGACCGCAGCGGCGCGAGCUGCGACUCGUGCACCAUCUUGGCCACGGUGCUGGCGUCCGGGUCCGGGCUCGACGACACGUUCGACUUCUUCCCCGUCUCGGCCGACAUCCCCGUGGCGUCGGGCAUCUCCUCCUUCACCGUCACCCUAGAGUUCGCCGAUGGCACAACGAAGCUGUACGACAACAACGGCAAUGCCUACCCCAUCUCCGACGCCGUUAUCCUGCAGAAGCCGCAGAGCUGUCUUCUCCAGGGCCCCGGGAGUCUGAACGUGUCGGCGCUCGUUCUCAGCGACCGUGCGGCUACGGUGAAUCUCGGGAUCCAGUACCAGACGCCACAGACUGGGAUAGCAGGUCCGCGGCUCCAGAGCACCAGCGUCGCGAUGGUGGCGGGUACCUGCGUGGGGCCGUACACGUUUUACACGGCCUCGUAUACCAUCCCGGGCGGCCUGUCCCAUGCGGCGAGACUCGACAUCACGAGCGGCAGCGGCACUUCUGCGGUGUCCAACACUUUCAACCUGGCGUCCGACUUGGCUGGGACGUGCCUAGAUUUCUCUGGGGCUGCCGCGUGUGGAAGUGCCCCCUCGUCGUCUUCUGUCGCGAGCUCCACACUCGUCUCCUCCACGCUGUCUACAGUGUCCGUCCCGUCCAGCUCGCUCAGCACUUCCACCCAGUCGACCGUGUCUGUGUCGUCGUCAGUUCCGACCGUGACGAGCUCUAGUACUGUCACUGCAAGUUCAUCUAGCACCUCGGCGGUGGCGACGUUGGCUCACAAGGCUACAGUAGCCGGAUACGAACUCGUGUCUUGCUGGACGGAGGGUACAGGCGUGCGUGCUCUGUCAGCGUCGACGUACUCUGACGACAGCAUGACACUUGAGUCUUGCGCGGCCUUCUGUGCAGACUACAAAUACUUUGGGGCAGAGUACGGAAGAGAAUGCUACUGCGGAAACACGAUUGAUGCCUCCACCGAAGCCGCCCCGCUGGACGACUGCAACAUGGUCUGCUCGGGCUCCAGCGUUGAGUACUGUGGCUCCGGGAAUCGGUUGGAGCUCUACUUCAGCAACAGCUCGGAGCCGGGCACUGGCGGCGGAGGUGGGAGUGGAGGCGAUGGCGGCGAGCCGACACAACCGGAGACUGUCGGCGCGUAUACGAGCAUUGGGUGUGUGACCGAGGCGGACCAGACCAGGGCGCUGACCGCGCGGAGCUUUGUGGAUAGCGGGAUGACGCUGGAGCGUUGUGCGAGUUUCUGCUCGGCUUACACCUACUUUGGUGUCGAGUACGCUCGCGAAUUUUCGGAGCUGGCUCGAUAG
Molecule: messenger RNA, 2343 nt
Organism: Diaporthe amygdali
Lineage: Eukaryota; Fungi; Ascomycota; Sordariomycetes; Diaporthales; Diaporthaceae
Product: beta3 exoglucanase precursor
Exons: 4
Coding region: 1-2343 (780 amino acids)
Biological process (GO): hydrogen peroxide catabolic process; response to reactive oxygen species; cellular response to oxidative stress
Molecular function (GO): peroxidase activity; heme binding
Source: RefSeq, a predicted model, not a curated record